Molecule: messenger RNA, 4102 nt
Organism: Orbicella faveolata
Lineage: Eukaryota; Metazoa; Cnidaria; Anthozoa; Scleractinia; Merulinidae
Product: phosphatidylserine decarboxylase proenzyme, mitochondrial-like
Biological process (GO): phosphatidylethanolamine biosynthetic process
Cellular component (GO): mitochondrion
Molecular function (GO): phosphatidylserine decarboxylase activity
Source: RefSeq, a predicted model, not a curated record
GGUCAGUGUUUUCGGGUUACCCAAUCUGAACUGCGAGUUCAUUGUUUUAGGAGUGAAGCGGGAAAUUACUGUAGAUUGGGAAAUACAUUUCACGCAACUACCCGAAACACUAUUGAGAAUUUUAACUGAAUUUUAAUGCGCGUCAAAGACGUUUAUAACGCAUGACCUUAGGCCAUGGGCCUUAAUCAUCGAAGUCUUCGAAAUAUUUGGAGAUUUGGCAUAUGCCUUUUCUUAGAUUCGAUCAGUUGUCACGGUAGACGAAACCCAACUGUGCUUGACCGACUGACUCCUUGAUCCACUUUCGCAACAAUUAAUAUUGGCUCAACUGACCAACCAAAAAUGAAACAUAGUUGAAAACGCACAAAGCAAAAGCAAAAGCAAUCAAUCGAUGAAUUUACACAGUGAUUCCUUUAUUUCUUGGUUUUGCUUUGUUCCGACAAGAAUUCGUGACAGGAGUAACCUACUUGUCAUCGUUUAUUAUCCAUGUUGCAUAAUCCCGUUACGUGCACGUGCACACCAGACAGAUUUUAGCCGAUAACCAAUCAGAUCAUUCCAUUUUCCAUCAAAAAAACUCCCGGAUAACAUACGAUCUAAUAAAAUAUGUAGAAUCUCCUGCUGCUGUCUUUCACGUGAAAGUACACAAGACGUUGUGUUUGUCGUGGAUUCCUACUCGAAGGGAUAAACGACAUUACAUUUACUAUCCUCGACUGUACUUAAUACUAUCGCUUCAAAAUGCGGUUACACGCUGAUGAUGAAAUUUCUUUUGCUGGUUAUCGCCACCUGAACGAUCUGAGACAUGAUUCCACUUGGAUUAUGUCGUGCGUUCUUUAUGCUCAUUCCGCGAUCUGUCUCGUCGUAGUGGUCGCCUUCGCAAGCUAUGGCCUUGUUUGGCCCGUAAGGAAUAAAUCAGAGACCCUUCUACACAGGACGACAAGGAAAGGUACGGUAACGACCAUCCGACAUCCAGCACGGUAAUGUACAAAUGUUCAAGUGAAUUUGCAUUCUGUCAUCACGACCGCUCGACCGUCGCGGCCAAACCGGUUUCAUCGGGUUUGUAACCAGUCGAAGCGGUACGUUUCCAGCCUUCUCCACCUUCAAUGGAGUGAAACGUCAUGUUCUUUGAUAAUCAUGGACUAUUUAGCUCGAUAUAUUUCCAACAUACAGUUGGGAUUGCCUCGCUGAAUCUUGUUUGACCAUUUUGCUUGCCAUUUUGCCUGCGGGAGUUGAAAAAUUAGGCGUCGACUAGAAAAUUACAUGUAAAUAAAGACUAGAUGAGAUAAGUGCAAGUGCGGUUGGCGUUAGGUUUUAGGACAGGAAUAAGGCUUGCACUUAAAUCCUUUUAUCACAGGAGAUCGCGAAUCUUUUGGCAAAUGUUUCGGGGUAAAGUCUUCGCCUAAAACGUCUGUGGGGGAAAAUGUGAAAUAAUAAUUCGCGUAUGUCGCGGUACGGUGGAGGUUGCGGAUUGGUGGUUUAAAAUUCCUUUCUCGAAUGCAGGCAACUCGCGUAAGUCAUAUGCCUCGCUAACAAAAUCGCUGUAUUUUCUUUGAAUAUUCCAGUAAUAUCUUCUUACAUGUAGAAAUAAAAGUGUGAAAUAAAGUUGUCCAAGUCCGUUGUAGGGCCCCAUUUAAACCAGCCUAUGUUGGCUGCAAUGGGUUAACCCUGACAAGAAUUCAAUAAAAGUCAUAAAACAGCCCUUGCGAAAAGUUUAAUGAUACCGUGUACCGUCUGGUGUUCUUUACUAGUUAAAGUUAUCUGAGUAAAACAGGUUUUCCUAGUAACGCGGCUUGGUAAUAUCACGCCUCUUUGUAGGGUACUACCACGCUUACAUGGGAGUUUAAUUUUGACACGAUCUAACAGAUUUAUUUAGUCGGAAAAGUUUUCACCAAAAAAACAACCAAACUGAAAGCACCUAGUAAGGAGAUUAUUGAUAAAAAAAAAUGUCAAUUUUCCAAAGGGCCGUAAAAUUACUUGGCGCGGCUUGGGUGGACUCUAUCACGUGAUAUACUGGAGAAGAAGAACUUUGAACUCGGUGUAAAACAAGUGAUACAUAAGUGUUCGUGCCAUAGCAUUUAGACAAAGAAAAUCUUCGUUCAGCGAUGUAAACAAGAGCUCUAUGAUUUUGAUUUCCGAGAUGCACAUUUUACCACGGAAAUUUUGGCAAUCUGCUAGGAAAAUCGAAGUUGACCUUUGACGUAGUUCCACUUAGCACGUGAUCGAGAAGUCGAACAAUUUUGACGAACCCUCCCUUCCCUAGAGACAAAUCAAAACAUCCCAGAAUUCAGUACAAGUCCUUGAUCCCCCACGAGGCAGCAUGGCGCAAUAGCUAUUGUCAGCUUUUUCGUUGUAAUGCCUCCUUUUGUUAGGUUAAUUCUUGGUUUGAAGAGGUCAGAGAGAAAACGUGAUUUCAUCUUUUUAUGAUGUAUAACAUAUUACGUGGAUCUGCGAAGUCGUUUUUGUACAAUUCCUACAUACGAUCUUCAGUGACGGUCGUGAAGUCCACGCGUGCUGUUACAACACGUUCUAGCUUACCUAUUCUGUACAGUAAAGUUUUUAUCCUUGAAUUCUAUCCUUGUCGUAGAUACCAUGCAAUGAAAGGGGCGAAGAGACUAGGAACUGCUGUACGAAGCUAUUUUGGAACUCUUCGUUGGUUUAGUAUUCCAGCGAGUGUUGGUUUCGCCUACGUGUGUUAUCAGCAAUUCUGGCACAUCAAGGAGAGAGAAAAACGAAAACUCGAGGCAGGCGAAUCCGUUGAACCAAGUCAAUGGCAGGUUGCAUUGUUCAAGAAGUUACCCACAAGAGUUUGUUCUCGCGCUUGGGGCAAAGUGUGUGAUGUUGACUUGCCAUUGUGGUUACGUAAACCAAUUCUUGGUUCAUUUUCAUGGUAUUUUGCUUGCAAUGUUGCUGAAGCAGUUGAAGAAGAACUUGUAAAUUAUCCAAGUCUUGGAGCAUUUUUUAGAAGGCAACUUAAACCUGAUGCCAGAAAGAUCUGUGAUGCCAGCUCUGUUGUGAGUCCAGCUGAUGGGACUGUGCUCCAUUUUGGUGAGGUGGAAAAUGACAUGGUUGAACAAGUCAAAGGAAUAACUUAUUCAAUGAAAACCUUCCUUGGACCAGAUCAACCAUCCAGUUCUACACUAAAGGAAUUAGCAUCAAAUAACAAUAAAAGCCUAUAUCACUGUGUAAUUUACCUGGGACCUGGUGACUAUCAUUCAUUUCAUUCACCUAGUGAAUGGAAUGUCAAACUCAGGAGACAUUUUCCAGGGGAUUUGUUUUCUGUGCACCCAGGAAUAGCUCAAAUGGUUGCUGGUUUGUUCAACCAUAAUGAACGUGUUGUUCUCAGUGGUUCCUGGAAACAUGGAUUUUUCAGUUUCACGGCUGUCGGAGCUUACAAUGUUGGAUCUAUUAACCUCAAGUUUGACAAGGAUUUGAAAACAAACUGUGCAGGAAGGUAUUCUCCAGGCUCAUUUCAUGAAUUAGAAUACCUUAACGAUAAACCUGAAGGAGUUCCUCUUGUUCGUGGUGAGAGAAUGGGAGCAUUUAACCUUGGAUCAACUAUUGUCUUGAUAUUUGAGGCGCCUAAAGACUUUGAAUUUCAUGUUCAAGCUGGACAGAAACUAAAAUAUGGUGAACCAGUAGGAUUAUCUAGAGAAGAAGCAGAAUAACAUAAUUUUUAAAUGUAAAUUAGAGUUUAUAGGUACAGUGUUCAAUAUAUAAAUUAGAGGUUCUCUUUAAGGGUAUUGAUGCAGUCUUCGAUAUUACAAUUUAAAGAAAAUUUUCUAUGGAAGUAUUUUGUGGUGAAAAUACUUCCUCUUCAAAGGUAUAAGAAUAUACAUGUACUACCAAAACCACAUUGACGUUGUUGAUAUUGUAACAGCUCAGAUUAGUUAAGAACUGUUGUGGACUGAAAUUAUAUAAAAAAAAUAUAUAUGGUGUUUUUGCCAUAGUUAAUAGAGGGUAAUGGUUAUGAAACUCAACAAAGUUCUUUAUUGUAUGUUUUUAUUCUCUUUUUUGCCUUGAAUGUGCACAAAGACAAUAGUUGUUUACUCUGUACUGAGGAACUAACCAAUAGAAACGUGUUGGUUACGUAAUUCGUGCAUAGUGUAUG